AUGCGUGGACAGACAUUCGCUUCUGUGGCGCUGGCCGCUUUCGCGCUCACUGCUGUUGCAGCACCAUUAGAACAUGAGGUCAGAACGGACGACCUUCUUGAGGCUAGACAGCCAGAAAAGAUUGUGGGAAGGAGUAAUUUUGGCAUUGUUGAUUAUGAAAAGAAAUAUGCAGAGAGAAAUCAACUGGAGAGAAGACAAGCAAAGGCUUCUGGAGGCGCGCGACCUAGGUGAGUACCUAUGAGUUCCAAGUAAUCGAAAUGAGAUAAUGAGCUGAUUCAUUCAUAUAGUGGUACUGAUGGAGCAGCGGCAGCCACGUAUGUUAUAUUCAUCGAUAAGCGAAUCUUAUAGGGUCUUCGCUGUCAUUGAUUGAAAAGGAAACUAACAUUUGCAUAGUGGAGCACCAAAGAAGAGCGCUGGAGCAGCCCCAGGAGCUGCCGCUGAGACGUAAGUUUAUUAGUUCAUUGGUUCACCAGAGCCACUUUUGUAUUGCCUUCAAAUACUGACCCUUCUCCAGUGGUGCUCCCAACGUCCCUGCGGGUGCUGAUCCAAAGAAAAAGGGCAAGGAAGGAAAGAAGAAGGGUGCUGGCGCUGGUGCAGCAGCUGGGACAGGAGCAGGAGGAGCAGGAGCAGGAGCUGCCGCUGCAACGUAAGUAAAUCUGACCCUUCCAACAAGUUUUAUUUUAUAUAUGACCGGAUCUUGACUUCUGUCUAGUGGUGCUGCGCCAAAGAAAAGCGCUGCAACGUAAGUUCAUAAUUGUUUUCUGAGGCCCAGUAUCGUUUUAUGUUUGGAUAUUGACUCUGUUCUUUAGCGAUGCUCCUAAUGUUGCUGCGGGUGCCGAUGGAAAGAAGAAGGAUAAAAAGAAGAAGAAGGCUGCCAAAGCCGCUGGCUCCGCACCUCCACCACCAGCUCCAGAGGUACGUAUUUAUGUUUUCCUUCAGCAAAACGUCUAGUUUUACUCAACUAACUAUUUCUUAGGCAGCUGCUCCACCUACACCACCAGUAGAGGUUUGUUUCACUCUCAGUCCUUAACGAUGAAAGGGUGUCAAGGUUGACUUAACUGUUUUAUAGGGAGGUGCUCCACCGCCACCACCAGAGGUAUGUUCCCUUCUCAAUUCUCAAGACUUUGUUCACAGACCGAAUUAACGAACUGUUUGAUAGGGAGCUGCACCCCCACCAGCAGAGGUGCGUUUUGCUCAUAGCCUCUAAGAAUCAUUUGUAAACUGAAUCAACUAACUUUUCCUAUAGGGAGCUGCUCCAGCAUCAGAAGCAGCCUCUCCUGCACCUACUCCUGCUGCCAGUGCUGAAGAUCCAGCCGCUGCCGUAAGUCACCAAAACCUCACUGUUUCGUCCCGUAAGUUAAAUUCUGGGCUAAAUUCUUCCUCAGGUUGUCCCUGCUGGUCUUCCAGCGGUAGAAGGCGAACCAAUAGGCGGCGAUUACAAAAAGGCACGAAGUGCUCGUAAGUUGUUUUCCCGUAUUCCUUUGGAGCAUUUCAAAUAUCAUCUCGCAAUCAAGAAAAGCAGAGCUGACUUCCGCUAGGAUGGGGACAACAGUAG
This is a messenger RNA of Hymenoscyphus albidus, 1555 nucleotides long. The record is from the annotation of a GenBank genome assembly. NCBI's taxonomy places the organism in Eukaryota, Fungi, Ascomycota, Leotiomycetes, Helotiales, Helotiaceae.